This is a messenger RNA of Drosophila elegans, 7602 nucleotides long. It is a transcript of the gene rudhira, whose product is annotated as breast carcinoma-amplified sequence 3 homolog. The transcript is spliced from 8 exons. Lineage: Eukaryota; Metazoa; Arthropoda; Insecta; Diptera; Drosophilidae. Gene Ontology annotation, biological process: autophagy; response to starvation. Gene Ontology annotation, cellular component: cytoplasm. The coding region runs from base 1333 to 7602 and encodes 2089 amino acids. The record is from RefSeq and is a predicted model, not a curated record.
GGUCACAUAGGCCCAGCACCCAAAAGAGAGGGACAAAAAACAGAACAGAGACAGAAACAGCGCAGCAACCAAAAUAAUAACAAUUAAUAAUACUAAGUGUCCGCUAAAGAUAUUACACAAAUAAAGGCAAACACUUACUAGCCUGGUUUUUCGCUAGUACUAGUUUUUUCGUUUGUCUGGCAGCAGUCUCUCAUGGUUAUUUUCUAUUUUUUUCUGUUGCGACGCAUAAAUCGUCUUUUAAUCGAUAUAUAAGUUAACGGGAGAGUACAAAAACAAGGCGAACGAUUUGCAGAUUUAAUGUCGCAGUUACUUUUUGUGCAGCAACAACAAGAACAACAUUAGUGGUAGGCAACAACAACAAAAUCAAAAACGAAAAACGACGAAAAAGAAAUAAAAAUAAAACGUACGACGCAGCGCAGUAGUGUCUGUAUUGGUGGUGUGCGUGUGUGGGUGAGAGUGCGAUAGAGCCAGCAAUAGGGCUCUGCGUCGACGGCGGCAGCGGCAGAAGAAGAAACAAAAAAGUUCAGUUUUUUCAAACAAAACUCGAGCUCAGGCAGUUGAGUUUGCUGUGCGUCUCGAAAAAGCUAAAAUUUGUAAUUUGGAAGUAGCCUCAAAUUAAGCAACAACACCUAAAGGGCGUGGCAAAACCAAAAAAAAGGGGCGAAAAAAGGAGAGAAAAGGCAAGACGCAGUUGGAGAUUUUGUUGCUGCUGCUGCCGCCUGCAACAAACGAAGAUAAUAAUAAAGAGGAGUUGAAAGACAACAAUAAUCAUAAAGCACACACCAAAAAGGAAAUCAACAACAACAAAUUCUAGAACAAGGGAGACGGAGAGAAAAAGAGAGCCAGCAGCUGAAAACAUAUGAUUUUUGUUUGUGUUGUUGUUUUUACGCGCGCUCUGUGGAACGAGUGAGAAACGUGGAACGAGCGAAACGAGUGGCAUUGUUGUUGUGUUUCAGCUGCUGCUGAUUCAACCAACGAACAGCCACAACAACGCAAGUGUUGACAACAAGAGAGCCAACGACAGAGGGAUAGAGAUAGGGAGAGCCAAAGAGCAGGAAGAGACAACAACUGAUCAGACACAGUGUCUCCAGGAGAGGCGACAAAAGAGAAAGACAUACGGGAGAGAGCAACAAGCGAGAACUGCCAACCGCCACCCACUGCCACCCACACCUCCCGCCACCCACAGCUACAUACCACGCAAAGCCGCCCGCUGCCGUCUACUGCCCUCCAGUGUGGAGGCACUGCAUCAUUGGCACCAGCUGUGGUAGCAGCUAGAAGAGGAGCGAUUCCGGCGGCCAGUAGUUACCACCGGCUAAUCCCAGCAUCCGCAUCAUGUCCGCGGACUCGCCACGCCGCCAUCCCUCCGGCGUGGUCGGUUCCGGCAUUGGAUCGGUCUCCGGAUCCGGCUCUGGCGGCGGCAGCAGCAGCAAAUCGGGCGGCACCGCCGUUCCAGCCAUUGUGCCACCGCAAACAGUGUCGGAUCGCUCGAUCCUCGACUCGGCCAUCGGUUUCAUAAACGAUGUGACCCUGGCCAAUCAGCCGGUACAGGAUCCCAAGGACACCAUCACCUGGGCCCGUUUCGAAACGGGUGCGGAUGUGAGCGAUCCGCGUUUCGGCGACGACUGGGAACUGGAGGGUAAUGCAGCUCCGCCCCUGCUCCUAAUACUCGGCUACGGUCUGGGCGUCCAGGUGUGGGCCAUCCCAGCCAAUGGCGAGGCUGUGGAGGUGCUAUCCUGGCGCCACGGCGUCGUCACUGCCCUCCGGGUGCUGCCCACGCCGGCCACGGCUGCCGCUCUGGACGAGAACGGGCGGGCGGAUGAGCCGGUCGAUGCCUUUGCCGAGAAACGUCCGUUGGUGGCACUCGUCGAUGGAGGCAGUGCAGCGGCCAGUGGCUUACUGACCGGUGGCUCGGGAUUGGGUGGCGGCGGAGGAGUCACAACAGCUGGCGGCUCGGGGGGAGGAGUUGGCGGUAUCGGCGUAUCGGCCGCUGCCCAAUUCAGUGCCGUAAACUUUAUGUCCCUCAAAACGGGCGUCCAGGUCAAGACGAUUAAGUUCAAGAACGCCGUGCUGGACAUUCAGGCCAAUCGAUCGGCGGUGGUCAUCACGUUCCACGAGCGGAUCGCCGUCUUCGAUGCCAGGACGCUGGAGGAUCGUCUCACCAUCACCACCUGCUAUCCCAGUCCGGGGAUUAACCCCAAUCCCAUUGCGCUGGGACCACGCUGGCUGGCGUAUGCGGAGCACAAGCUACUGCACUCCAAGCGCAGCGGCGGCGGAUGCGAUGGCGAGGGCGUUCCCAGCUACACGGCCACUGUGCUCAAUGCGGCCAAAUCUCUGGGCAAGGGACUGCGCGAACUGGGCGAGCAGGUGGCGGCCGGAUUGACGGGCACCACCGCCGGCAGCGGUGCCAGCUCCAAGAGCAGCAGCUUCGACUCGGCCAGUGGCGGUCCGGAUGCCAAGCAGUCGGGUGUGGUCACCAUCAUCGAUGUGAAGCAUCCGGUGAAGGACUACAGUCCCACGACGGGCACCCCGUUGAGCUCCAUGGGCGGCUCACAGGGCGGUGGCGAUCCGAUCGUGGCCCACUUCGUCGCCCACAGCGAGGCUCUGGUGGCCAUGGAGUUCGACAGCUCCGGCAUGCUGCUCCUUACCGCCGAUCGGCGCGGACACGACUUCCAUGUGUUCCGGGUGCAGCCGCAUCCGGUGGGUCCCAGCCUGGCCGCCGUACACCACCUGUACGUGCUGCAUCGGGGCGAUACAAGCGCCAAAGUGCAGCAUAUCGCCUUCUCGCUGGACUCGCGCUGGGCUGCCGUGUCCACGCUGCGCGGCACCACCCACGUCUUUCCCAUCACGCCCUACGGUGGCGCCAUGGGCGUUCGCACGCACACCUCGCUGCACGUGGUGAACAAGUUGUCGCGCUUCCACCGGAGCGCCGGUUUGGGAGCAGACGGGCGCUCCAGUUCGCCGAUCUCGCACUCGGAGAGCACGACGUUCGUGCAGUCGCUGCAGCCGUAUCAUAAUCCCACAUUGCCGCCGUAUCCGCGGCCGUCGGUGGUGCAGCCGCUGGCCCAGCUGCGCCAGCCCUUUACCCUCGGAUCGCCGCCAGGAUCGGCGGGUCUGGGCGUCGGUGGUGGGGUGUCCGGGGGCGGCGGAGGCAUGGGCAGUGGUGUGAGUUCCGGCGGUCAUGGAGGCGUCGGCGUGGGCAGCAGCAGCAGCCAACGGCAGCGACAGCGCCUCUCCUCGCUGUCGGACGACAGUGGCAAGCCGCUGAGCGUCUGCUCCAUCUUCGCCAAGUCGCGCUCCUGGCUGCUGGAGCCACCAAUGGCGACACGAGAGCAGCCGCACCGCGUCCAGCGCAAGGCGGUGGAUUCGCUCUUCGUGAUGGCCGGCCACGGGGCGCUUAUUCAGUAUGACCUGGACACGAAGCUAGCCUCACAUGUUGCCAAAGAGAAGAUUUGUGAUGACACGCCCAUCGAGCUGGAGGUGGAGGCCCGCGCCCAGUGGAAUCUGGGUCGGCGCAGGGAUGGAUCUCAAGAAAUCAUACCACCGCUGUCGCUGGACAACUGGCUGAUCAAGGAUCGCCAUGCCAGCCUGCUGCUGGACAGCGCCCAUCAUUUCGACGAGCCGGACGAGCGGGCCGAGAGUUGGCUGGCCCAGGUGGAGAUCAUCACGCAUGCAGGUCCCCAUCGCCGCCUGUGGAUGGGUCCGCAGUUCGUCUUCAAGAACUACAAUACGCCCAGCGGUUCCAAUCUGAACCACGUCGAUGCGGAGGCUGUGGAGAUAGGCGUUACCAAGACGACCACCACCGCGUUGCCCUCGACGGCAGCUGCCUCCUCGGCCUUGGGAGUGGGUUCGGUGGGCGGCAAGGAUCGCUCCAGUCCGCUGAACAUGCCUCUAAAUGCGGCCACUUCGGUGGGCGGAGGUGGCAUCGGUAGCUCUGCAGUGACGGGACGCAGCGGUGCCGGAGUACCGGUUCUAAUCGAAUCGGGAUCUUACAGCAGCAUUGAGCAGAGUCCCAAGUUGAUGGAUCGCUUCCGACAUGGCCACUUGGAUUCAGAUUAUGGACAUGGCGACACACGUCUAAAGGAGGAUUUGGCGGACGCCAUGCGUGAGUCCCCAUCCACGGCAGCGGCGCGACGAGAGACUACGGCAGCUCCAGAUCAGGCUGCUCCGCCAUGUGGCGAUCACCUGGCCUCCUCGGUCCCGGCCUCCGCGGAUCAUCUCUUGGCCGCCGGCGGAGGAAGUCUGUCCUCGAAUUGUGAUAAUGCCUGCUAUUACGAUGCCCUUGCCGAGCACGAGACUCUCAAUGACCUGGACGAGGUGGAGGAGCAUCAGCAUCAGCACCAGCCGGAGACGACGGAGACGCAUUUGCACUCGAUGGAUUCCAUUUCCGCCCUGGCUUCCGUCCUGCCCAACAUUUGCAGCUAUUCCCGCGUGGAGAAAAUGGUCAAUCCCUUGGGCACGGUCACGGAUCUAAAUGCAGGCAUCUCCGGUGAACUGCAGACGGAUAUGCUGGACGAGGUGGUGGGCCAACUGGCCGCCGAGGAGUCGGUGAUCCAUGAGAAUUGCGAUGAAGCCCUCUUCCGGCCGGUGGUGGCCAUCUUCUGCAGUGAUCCGGUCGAAAGGCAAAAGCUCCUCCAGAAGGAUGGCAAGGCGGAGGAGGCCACGCCAUCGGAGCAGGACCAGGCUAAUUGCCAACCGCCAGUGGUGCUGGUCAAUAAAUUGAUUGUACCAGUGAUUGCCAAGGAGGUGGAUGAGGUGCUCGUCCAGAAGGAGAAGCAGAAAUCCCAGAAGCAAUCGCACAAGGCGCAACAGCAGCAACAGCAGCAGCAGCAACAGCAGAAAACCCUGCGAUCCCUGGCAGCCGACGAGGAUGCUGCGCAAGCACAGAAGUUCGCGGAGCUUUCGCAUCUCAACAAGCCGAAGGGUAACAUCAACAACAGUAAAACUGCCAGCCAGAAAAGUGGAAGUGGCACCUCCGAGGAUGAGGGCACCACAACCGCUAUCGCGAAAUCAGCGAAGAAGGCCAAGUGUAACAAGCAAAAGACCAGCGGAAAAGUCAGCGAAGUCAAGAAGCCGGAAUCAAAGAACCCGGAACAGGACAAGAUUGUGGCGCAGGAGGAGAUGAAAGUCCAGGAGGAAGACUCGGAUCCGGAAUCGGAUCAUGCCGAUAGCUUGCUGGCCAACAAGAGCAGCAUUGCUGCUGUCAUGGUGAGCAGUGCCAGUGCCCAGGGAUUAAGUUUGCAUGUGGAGACAAGUGCACCGGAUGCGGAGGACGAAAACGAGGAAGAGGAGGUAGAGGAAGAGGAAGAGCAGGAGCAGGAAACUGAUAAAGAGCCCCCGCAGAUUGCCAAAAAGAAGCAACAACCAGGCGGAGCAGUGGCAACCAUGACAAUCGACAAGGAAAAGGAGAAAGCCAAGGAGAAAGAGCUAAAGCUUAAAGAAAAAGAAAGGGAAGCCAAACUAAAGGAAAAGGAAAAAGAAGAAAGGCUUAAGCUCAAGGAAAUAGAAGAAAAGAUUAAGGAGAAAGAACGAGAAGAAAAGCUGAAGGAAGAAAAGAUCAAGGAAAAGGAAAGGGAAAGGGAGGAAAAGCUAAAGGAGAAGCAGAGACAAGAAAAGAUCAAGGAAGAAAAAAUUAAGGAGAAGGAAAGAGAAGAAAAGGAGCGAGAAGAAAAGCUUAAGGAGAAACGAAAGGAAGAGAAGCUCAUGGAAGAAAAGAUCAAGGAGAAGGAGAGAGAAGAAAAGCUCAAGGAAAGGCAAAGAGAAGAAAAGAUUAAAGAGAAAGAAAGAGAGGAAAAGGUCAAAAAAGAGCGAGAAGAAAGGAUGAAGAAGGACCGAGAAGAGAAACUCAAGGAGAAGGAAAGAGCUGAAAGGAUCAAGGAGAAGGAAGAAAAACUUAAGGAGAAGGAAAGAGAAGAAAAGCUUGAGGAGGAAAGGAUCAAAGAGAAGGAGCGAGAAGAAAAAAUCAAGGAGAGGGAGGAGCAGCUCAAGAAAAAGGAAAGGGAGGAGAAACUUAAGGAAAAAGAGAGAGAAGAAAAGCUCAAAGAGCAAGAAAGACUGGAGAAGCUCAAGGAGAAGGAACGAGAGGAGAAGCUGAAGGCAAAAGAAUUGGAAGAAAAACUAAAAGAACGGGAAAGGGAAGAAAGGCUAAAGGAGAAAGAGAAAUCUGAAAAGGAGGCGAAACUGAAGGAAAAAGAGGAGCAGAAGGAAAAAGAGUACAAACUCAAGGAGCGCAAAGAGAAAGAAAAGGUCAAGGAGAAGGAAAAGGAAAAGCCUCUUGAAACCGAAAAACCCCUCAUCCCGGCCAAUGUGACCAGUCCCUGGAGGCGAGUCAUCGAAGAGACUCCACCAAAACUGCCCGCGGCUCAGGAUUAUCCCAGCCUGGGCAAGAAACCCACUAAAAUGAGUCCCGAGAAGAAGCGAGAUGAGAAACUGCUGCCAGGACUCACCACUCCUCCAAAAGAGGUCAAGGACAACUUCGAGGACUUCCUCUGCGGUUUGAAGCCACUGGACGCCUUGCCACCGCUUCCUGCUCUCGAACCCCUGGAGGUCAAGGGCGACUCCAAAAAGGAACCGGUCAGUCUAAUCAAUUUUGAAAGCCCGCUGCAGGAGAAUGCAGCGAUCCCACGCAAGAUUUCCCCGCCACCCCGGGGAUUUACCGAACAGAAUCUGAUUCUGGCCCUGUGCGGUUCACUGCACUAUGAAAACGAGCAGAACGAACGGAUGCGGGAAUCUGAGGCAGAAGCCCAGGCCGAGGUGGAUACCACACCAGAAGCACCCGUAUACAUUAGCCUUGAUGCACUGGCCCUGCAGAAAUCCACCUCCACAUCGAACAACUCUUCCGGAUCCGAGGAGAUUGUCAUUAUGGAGGAACCUGUCAAGAAAUUGAGCAAGAAGCACAAGCGGUUGAAGCAUCUCCAGCUGCAGCAGCAGCAGCUGGAAAGAGAUCGAGAACCGGACGAUGAGGAGCUGCGUCCACUGAUCAGCAUUAGCAUGUGUGAUUCCCAGCUGGAAGUGCAGGAGCUAGCUAGUGCUGGUGCUGAUGCUGCUGCUGCCAAGGCGAUGUCCGAUGACGACGACGAUGGAGUUAGGGAGGAGCUGCAUCCGAAGGAGCCAGAGCAAUCACUGCCCGAGGAUCUGCUGCACUUUGGCAGCAGUGGCGUGGCCCCGACCAUCGCUACCACCACGGACAGCGACGGACCCCUGCCGGCCACCACAUCCGAUGACAAUCUGGUCUACGGCUCCGCCACACACACCACCCAGGCCGCACCGCACAAGCUGAAGACCAAGAAGCUGGAGCACAAGAUCAAUCUGAUAGCCGCCAUCGAGGCGGCCACCUCCUCGUCCACAUCCUCGGCGGAGGAGAGCAGCGUGGAGACCACUAUUCAUCCGGAUCCUACGGGCCUGGGCCUCGGCAUUGGCUUGCCAUCCCAUUCCGCUGGCAGCGGGGCAGCUGGUGCUGCUGGCAGCAUGGCCAUGGGUGCUACCACCUCCUCUGCCACGUCCCAAGGCACCGCCGCCGGAGGCGUAACUUCUGUGGGAUUGGGCGUGGGCGUGGCCAGCCCGCCAAGUGCCACAAAGAAGAAGACGAAGCGACGCAAGAGAUAA